Messenger RNA from Saccostrea echinata, 1235 nucleotides. RefSeq names its product galectin-4-like. The transcript has 7 exons. The record is from RefSeq and is a predicted model, not a curated record. Bases 73 to 1011 code for a protein of 312 amino acids. Gene Ontology annotation, molecular function: carbohydrate binding; galactoside binding. Lineage: Eukaryota; Metazoa; Mollusca; Bivalvia; Ostreida; Ostreidae.
ACGUCAUAGAAUUAGAAAAUCUAGGGCAGCUGGAGAAAGAAUUGGAAUACUGCGUAUUUCCCAGUUUACAAUAUGACACAAACAAUAGGAAGAGUUGAUAACCCGCUCUUGCCAUUUGAUGGAGACAUACCAGGGGGGCUUCAGUCAGGAAAACAAGUCUUCAUUCAAGGAAGUAUUCCCUACACAGCUGAUGGAUUUGCCAUUAAUUUUAAAUGUGGGAGUGGUGACAGUGCAGACAUAGCCUUUCACUUCAAUCCACGUGUCAGCCAGAACUGUGUUGUACGGAACACAUUACAGAAUGGCCAUUGGCAGAAGGAGGAGAGACAUGGCGGAAUGCCAUUUCAAAAAGAAAAACCAUUUGAAAUCAUCUUUUUGGUUCAGGACAGUCACUUCAAGGUAGCAGUGAAUGGGAAACAUUUCACAGAAUAUCAACACAGAAUCCCAUUGCACAGAAUACAAAGACUUCAGAUUCCACCAGGUGCAUCCAUUUUCUUCAUCAGAUAUGAUGCUCCUUAUUCACCACCCAGUUUGAGCUACCCUUCAAAUGCCAGCUAUCCUUCACAGAUGCCAGCUCCUAUCUACAACCCCCCCAUCCCAUACCUAGGCCUGAUUCCCCCUUGUGGACUUCAAGUGGGCAGACUCAUCCUAAUUUCUGGAAUAACCAGAGCAGUAGACAGGUUCACAAUAAACAUCCAGGAAAGCCCAGCAGGAGCCAGUGACAUAGCAUUUCACUUUGAUGUCAGAUUUAACUGCGGAAAUUGUGUGAAUGAGAUUAUUCGCAACAGUUUGAGCGGAGGAACCUGGGGGUCAGAGGAGAGACAUAAGCCAUAUUUCCCCUUCAGACCACAGGCCAAUUUUGACUUGAUGAUUCUUUGUGAUCCUCAUGCAUUUAAAGUUGCCAUAGAUGGGAAACACUUCAUUGAGUACCAGCACCGUCUGCAGCCUUUAGGGCGUUUUCAGUAUCUUGGUAUCCUUGGUGAUAUCAAGGUCACACAGAUCCGAUUUCAGUGAUCAGCAGAAGAGACCUUGCUAAUGAUCAAGUACAGUCCAAAGAAAUGGUGAUGAAUUCUCCACAAAAUCAGUCAAAAUUUAGUACAUGCUAGUUCAUUUUGAUUGACAAUUUAAGAUCAUUUUGCAACUUCAUUUUAGUCAUUUAAAUCUAGCAGAUUAUAAUAUUGCUUCCUUGUCCUUCUUGCUUUUUCCAUGUUUAACCACAUUGACCUUUACGUUAAUUA